AAUGACGUCCAGUGGUGCCCCUCACUAACGCUAGAAUUUAGCAAGUGCAAGUCGCGUUACGUUAACUGGCCGACGCAACGCGUUCAGUGUGGCAGUUGGAUGUGUGGGAAACGGCGACCUUUUUCAAAGGCUAUUCAGAUGAUUUCUCUGGAUGCCUUGAAGUCCUCGAAACUUCCACAGUAGCUGCGUCAAGCAUCCAUGGAUCCCCAAUUGCCACCAUGGCUGCGGUGACAUCCCUAGGGCUGCACCAGCCGACAGCACUGCAAUAUGCCAUCCAGGAGCAGCUCAUCGACGAGCACGCCCCCAAACCCGAGUACACCUGGCACACUUUUGUGAGCCACGAUGGAGACCACGUCGGCGAGGACGAGCUACUCGUCACCAAAGAGGCAGUCAUCUGGUCUAGGGGCAACAUAUUUCGCAAAUGUUUUGGCUUCAAGCUUGAGAAAGAGCCUGUAACCCAGGCAUUGUUGACUUACUUCCCAACCUCGGACCAGUCGUCACACCACAGCCCACGGCAUGGAUCCCAGUCCAAGCUGUCCUUUGACCGUCGCAUAUUGUCCAAGGCUUUAGUCGUCUUCCUCAAAACCCAGGCUCAUAUUUACUUUCUAGACGGCACAAGCCAUGUCGUCCACAUGCCCUUUGAGGUCGAGUCCGCCUGCGCCGCCCCUCAGGGCGUUAUAAUACAGCGCAAACCGAGAAACGAUGUCGGUUCUGCUUCCAGCCUCAAGUUCCCUCGAGUCCCGCCGAAUUCCUUUAUAUCACCCCAGACAUCCCCUGUGUCCAUGCGAAACUCGCAACAGUCCACCUUCACCACCGACACACUCGGUAGACCCAAAGCCCUGCCCUUGAGACUCACUCAUCAGGGUGAGAAUAUAUGGGAAGUGCCCAACGAGAAGGAGGACUCGCACUGGCCUCGCCUAGUUUCGCUAACCGAUCCUCUACUCGACAUGGGCUUGGUUGUCACGCAUGCCGACAAACCUGCAAAGCUGAAGAACAGGCGAGUCUCUAGCAAGCAGCCGUGCUUUCUCGACCGAGCAGAGGAGAUACUCCACAUCGAGGAAAUCAUGGUGGCUGAACCUACUAUGCAAGAGCGCUCCGAGCCUUUGGUUCUGGCGAUAACCAUCAACAGAGAAAGCAGUAUGUACACUGUCUGGAGAUUCACCUAUCUCAAACGGGAAGAUCCCUUCCGGGCCCCUAAAUCCACCAAGAAGACGGGAGACCGUCGCAGGAGCUCAAUGCAGCCCGGCCUCCCAAGUGGUGUCGCUUCCCCUACCCAGCCAAGUUUCCAGGAGAGCUUCGGAGCUACUCUUCCCGGCAAACGGACUCGCAAGAGUGAGAAACAGGAAAAGGUAGCCAAAGCUCUCGAGAAUCUUGAGUCGUCUCUUGGCCUCGAUAAAGAUGCCGCGGCGGGUCGACGCACUUCGCGCCGUGUAAGUUCCAUGCUUGCUAGAGCAGAUCUCUCUGCAUCGCAGGACAGGACAGCCUUCGGCGACCAACCUCAGGUCGCCAACCACACGAGCGGCCGUCGAGAGACAUCAUAUGGAAGUAACCGCGCACGAACUAGCGGUGUCUUCGCAGGGGCUAGUUUUGGCGGAACAGUAAUGCAGAGCGCAAACACUCUUGGUAGCUUCUUAGAAGCCCCGGUGGACAACCUGCUCGAAGAGUUGCGCGCUGGUGGAGAUUUUGAGGGCUUUCAUAACAUGGGACUUGAUGAUCAUGAUUUUGACGGCAUGGCGCGGGAAAUCAUGUUCACCAAAGUCCAUAGCGUGCCGGUAGAUAACAGCAACGUCAGGUACUCGCUCUCUAGAGUACCCGCAAAGGAGCACUGUAAGGUCUUUUGCCUCACAGGAUCCCCUUCUUUGGAGGACGUGCAAAAUCGACGCCAGGUUCUUGUUGGCUUUCAAGAUUCCAUGGAAAAGCGACUCCAGUUGUUGACGCUCUAUCUUCAGACGCCGGCGAAAACCUCGACCGCCGGUCCCGAAUCAGUAAGCAUCACUUUCGGGCAACUCUGGAAAGUGCAGAACGUCAUUGAUUGCUGCAAGCUAGUCGACAAAACUGUAUCAACAAUCCUCGUGCUGUCCGAGGGGGCAAACGGCACACGCGAACUUAGUCUACAGGCACCUUGGAGUGAGCUGACAUCAGUGUCUCUGCCUUCUAAACUUUCACUCUCCAAUGUGCGGAGCCUGGAUGAACGCGGUGGCCUUGUGGAUAGGGAGGUCGGUCUCCGACGAGCCAUCACGCCUUCAGUGGGCGAACUAGCGGGCAUACGACACCCAAAACUCAAUGGAGUAGUCGAUAUUCUCGAUGGCGAAACGCAUCAGCUGCACCAAAUACGCAUUCAAUUGCAACCAACCCGACCUCAAGUUGUCAAGAUUUUCAAUGUGCUUAGAGCAGUUUUGCCAUCAUCGAUAGGUGACAGGCUAUUAGCUGGUUGGUGGCAUAUCAUGGUUUGGCUAGGUACGCAAACCCUCGAUGUCGCGGACCCCGAAUGGUCCGCUUUUGUGAUCCAGCUGCUUGGAAUAUUCAUGGCCCUCGGGACGAAUGAGCUGGUGACUGCUGUCAGUGGUCCCAUCGGCCAUCGAAGGAACAGAAGUCUACUCAGAUCCAGCAGUGGAGCUCAGGUCGACCUCAGCGAUUGGGACGCAAUGAAUAUCUUUGAGAAGCCCAAUUCCACCGCCCACCCAUACUGGAUAGACAACCGGAGCUGGCAGUGGGCCGUUGAGGAAGAGGAUGCUGCAUCAAACAUGUUUCAUCCAAGCCAGGGCAGGCAAGAUGAUAUGUCGUUCAUGGUAGCUCAUCUAAAGUAUGCUCGAUCUUUCAGAGCGUCAAGCUCUGGUGAAUCAGCUUAUGGUCCUAGUGGCUUUGCUCCGACUACAGAAGUAAACUCCGAAUCGAAGCGAUUAAGCUGUGCACAAGAUAUACUUAUGGCGCUGCACUGGUUACUCGAAGAACAGAAGCUGGAUAUAAGUGCCUAUCAUUUGACACCACCCGGCUCGGUUGACCUUCGAAUUCUUGUUCUACAGAUCGUCAAGUGGCUUCACUGGACCCAUUGGUCGACGGUAUAUGAGCUAGAAUUGCCUUUCGGUCCUUCUGACGUCCACGACAGUCUUGCGAACGUGGUCAUCCCAAAAUCGGUCCCCGAGCCGCGUUUAUGGAGUGUUCUUGAAUGGAUACAGGACUCAUUAACACAGGCAGAAUCAACAGCAAACUCUCUGCCUUAUCAGAUAUCUGCACUGACAGUCGAUAUUCUUCCACAAACUAAGCUGUUUGAACGCUUUUUCGAAGCGCUCAAAACGCGACGUCAAGGACCUAUAGAAUUCGUUGAGGCGAUGCAUGACAGCGGUGUGACUCCUCACGUUUUAGAGUCUUUACCGGACACAAUUCUUGUGCCACUGCGAGAUGCCAUUUCCCGAUGUCAGGCGCGUCCGCCGCCCACUUGGUCUCGUAGCUUGCUCGAACUUGUCGAUCGUGCCGAUGUUGGCUCUGUGUUAUUGCCCCUCGAUGGCAGCCAACAGCACUGCUCCAGUCUUGCGGCCUCCUCGCAUCUCUCGUCAUGGGACUUUAGUUCUCUGUGCCAGAAUGUGAUGGAUUUCAAUGAUGCCCCUGCCGAUGAUACAGCCGAAAGCGACAAACAAUCAGUCAUUCGCGCUAUCUUCAAGGAAGACCGACGUUUAGAAGAAACUAAACUCAUGCUAAAUACCACCAGACCAAGAGGUUUCCGCCUCGAUCCUCAACCUGAAUGGUCUGAACCUUUCUACCUCGAACAGCAAAAGGAGCAUGUGACACGACUUGCCACCAACACGUUGUCUAUUCCGGCUGGCCGUGGACUAAUGAAUUAUGGCCUACGGUUUCCACUUCUUACUCAAAAAUACCACAUCAACGGUUUCGUGCUCAAUUGUGUCGUCAAGCCUACCAACGUAACCGUUGGUGUAGACAAAAACCUUUUCACUGAAGACAAAAUUGCCUGGGCGUUUUUCCACUCAGGUGUUGCUGCUGGUUUAUCGAUAUCACGACAGGCAAAAGGUGUAGACACUUCCUGGAUCUUAUACAACAAGCCAGGACACGACCUCAACAACCGACACGCUGGAUUCCUGCUUGCACUCGGUCUCAAUGGCCAUUUGAAAGGUUUGGCCAAAUGGGUGGCCUUCAAAUACUUGACACCAAAGCACACAAUGACCUCUAUCGGUCUUCUUCUUGGACUCGCUGCUUCAUAUAUCGGCACGAUGGAUUCCUUGAUCACCCGGUUGUUGUCUGUGCAUGUUACUCGCAUGCUACCGCGCGGCGCUGCAGAACUUAACCUGUCGCCCCUCACGCAGACGACCGGUAUCAUGGGCAUUGGACUUUUAUAUUGCAAUAGCCAGCACCGGCGAAUGAGCGAAAUCAUGAUGUCCGAAAUAAAACACGUGGAAACCGAAGACGAUGAGGAGCCGCUGCGCAGUGAGUGCUACCGGCUAGCCGCUGGCUUUGCUCUCGGAUAUAUCAAUCUGGGGAAAGGCACCGACCUCAAAGGCCUUCAUGACAUGCGGAUUACCGAGCAAUUGCUGACGCUGGCUUCAUCCACGAAGAACACGGAACUUGUGCAUGUUCUUGACCGAUCAAGCGCUGCUGCCGUCAUGGCUAUAGCGCUCAUUUACAUGAAAUCGGAGGACCACAUCGUCGCUCGUAAAAUCGACGUGCCUGAUGCUGUGCUCCAGUUUGAUUAUAUACGUCCCGACAUCCUGCUUCUUCGCACUGUCGCUAAACACUUGAUCCUGUGGUCCGAAAUCAAGCCGACACAUAACUGGAUUCGAAAGAACCUACCGGCUAGAUACCAUUCGAGAGUAAAUCCUCCAACGCAAAGCUUUGACGAUUCGCACCGGGGACCAUUGAACACCACGCACCUCCCAUUCUUGACUAUCCUUGCGGGUCUUUGUUGGGCGGUUGCGCUGCGACACGCGGGUUCUGGUGACACACGCGCUCGGGAUCUUCUCCUCGUGUACUUACAACGUUUUUACGGCUAUUGUCGCUCGGCGCCGGUGAAGGCGAACUUCGAUGAUCGCACUGUACAUGUCACUGCAAGGAUGUGUCUAGAUGUUGUUGCAUUGUCAGCUGCGACGGUCAUGGCCGGGACUUGUGAUUUGAAGGUGCUUCGAAUCCUGCGAUCUCUCCACGGACGAAACGACACCGAGACAACCUACGGCUCGCAUAUGGCUACACAUAUGGCAAUAGGUGUCUUAGCCCUCGGGUGUGGAACUCAGACAUUUAGCACAUCUAAUAUGGCCAUUGCGUCAUUACUGGUGGCUUUCUAUCCAGAUUUCCCAGACCAAGUACAGGACAACAAAAGCCAUUUGCAAGCGUUCAGACACUUCUGGGUCCUCGCUACUGAUUCCCGCUGCUUGGUUACAAAGGACGUCUCCACGAACACCCCCAUUAGUGUUUCAAUCAUCAUCAAGUUCAAAGGCGGCAGACCUGAGGAAGUGCGAAACACGCCUUGCCUCUUGCCGCCCCUCGCAGAUAUCGUCAAUGUGCGCACCAACAGUCCAGAGUUCUGGAAUCUUGAAAUGGAUUUCUCUGGCCCCGCAGGUUCUGAAACAAGGCAGAAGUUCGAGAAGAACCAGGCGCUCUAUCUUCGCAGGCGGCCAGCAGGCGGCGACCCUUUCUCUGCGACUAUGCUCGCUUUGGGUCGCCAAGCUGUCUCAACGGCUGAGGACCAGCUUCAACCGUUGGAGUGGCUUUUUGACGCUGCAUCAACCCUGAGACGAUUAACGCAUGCAGAGCGCGAUAUUACGCUAGACAGCGCUGUAGGCGGACCCGAUGUCAGUCUCAGCAGGGGUAGCGCGGUCGACGCCAGACUGGUUCUUGAAGAAAGCUUGACGACCGGUAGGAGGGACGAUUUAAUUGGCCUAAAGGGUCUUUUCGAGUGGCUGGAAUGGAAGGCAAAGAAAGUCGAGAAAGACAAGCAAGAGAAGACGGAGGGGACGGCCUGGAAUAACGAGGGUUGGCUGAGAGAAAGCAUCAUCGAAGGUCUCAAGGGCAAGGUCUGGCUUGCAGCACGUGAGGACAAUUAGACUUGUAUGCAUACAAAGCAUGAGGCGUAUGCCUGCAAUAACGAGCUUAUGAAGAGAUGAUGGUGCUCUGCACUCACCUUAACACCAAAACCCGG
Molecule: messenger RNA, 6142 nt
Organism: Truncatella angustata
Lineage: Eukaryota; Fungi; Ascomycota; Sordariomycetes; Amphisphaeriales; Sporocadaceae
Exons: 2
Coding region: 219-6047 (1942 amino acids)
Biological process (GO): protein K11-linked ubiquitination; anaphase-promoting complex-dependent catabolic process; metaphase/anaphase transition of mitotic cell cycle
Cellular component (GO): anaphase-promoting complex
Molecular function (GO): molecular adaptor activity
Source: RefSeq, a predicted model, not a curated record